Messenger RNA from Cornus florida, 2407 nucleotides. RefSeq names its product transcription initiation factor TFIID subunit 12. Gene Ontology annotation, molecular function: DNA binding; TBP-class protein binding; protein heterodimerization activity. The transcript is spliced from 9 exons. Gene Ontology annotation, cellular component: SLIK (SAGA-like) complex; SAGA complex; transcription factor TFIID complex. NCBI's taxonomy places the organism in Eukaryota, Viridiplantae, Streptophyta, Magnoliopsida, Cornales, Cornaceae. The record is from RefSeq and is a predicted model, not a curated record. Gene Ontology annotation, biological process: DNA-templated transcription initiation; RNA polymerase II preinitiation complex assembly. The coding region runs from base 123 to 1712 and encodes 529 amino acids.
AAGAAUAAAACCCAUUGCGUAUUCCUAUCUUCCUGGAUAUACGGUAUAUAUAUCACACAGCAAUUGCUCAACACCCAUUGAACUUUUCCCCCCAAACCACACUCUCUAUCUACACACAUUAAAUGGAAGAAACAACACCUACACCAUCCACUCCACAGCCAACCGAGCAACCACCACCGUCGCAACCACCACCCUCAUCGUCGUCGACACCGUCACCAUCUCUUCCGCCUCCCUCCUCUUCCCUCCCUUCAGCUUCAUCAACCACCCCAUCUUCUCCAAACCCUAAUUCCAACCAAAAACCCCAAACCCCACAACAACAAUCCACUGUCCAAAACCCUCAAGCAACGACCCCCUUCAACAGACCGUGGCAACAGCCCUCGCACUUCUCUCACUUCUCUUCGUCUUCGCCUUCACUUCCGCCUGUGCCUCCCUUUUCGGCACCCGUUUCAUCCUCUAUAUCGGCGUCGCCGUCGCAAAGGGGCGGAAUGGCCAUUGGGGUUCCCGCGCACCACCCGAGCCCUCCGACUCCACCGACGUCAUUUUCCUCUCUGAACCCGCCUUCUUUUGGGCAGCAAUUUGGUAAUUUGGGUCGCAAUGCAGUCAAUGUGGCUGAAUCUUUCACGGGUUCGAGUUCAUCACAGGCAAGACAACCUUUGCAAGGCAUACAGGGUAUGGCAACGGUAGGGUCAUUUGGAUCUGGUUCUCAAAUCCGGCCAGGUGGGAUUGCUGCACAUCAUCAACAGAGACCUGUUCAGUCAUCCCUUAGACCACAAACUACCCCAAACAAUCAAUCUCCUGCUACCCAAAAUUUCCAAGGGCAUGGCUUGUUAAGAGUUCCGUCAGUGGGAUCUCCUGGUUCACCAUCACCAAGCAUGCCACAGAGUGUGCAGCCUCAUAAUCAGCCGUGGUUGUCAUCUGGAUCACAAGGGAAGCCUCCAUUGCCAUCACCAUCAUUUAGACCACAAAUGAACCAACAAUCUUUGCAGCAAAGAUCCCACAUCCCUCAACAACAUCAUCAUCCAUUGUCAACUGCGUCACAGCAGCAAAUGUCAUCUGCACAACAAUCGCAACACACUUUACCCUCACAACCGCCACAAGAGCAUUACGGGCAACAAUUUUCAACAUCAAGGGUUCCACAAUCUAUACCACAUCAACAACAGAUUACAAGGGGAAACCAGAAACCUUCCUCUCAUGCAAUGGUACAACUCAGCACAGUCCAAUCAGCCCCCCCUGAUAAAACUGCCAGUGCAGAGACUAGUGAAUCUUAUAAUAGGAUUCUAAGCAAGAGAAGCAUUCAAGAACUAGUAUCCCAGAUUGAUCCAUCAGAGAGACUGGAUCCUGAAGUAGAAGACAUUCUUGUGGAUAUUGCUGAUGAAUUCGUUGAGUCUAUUACAACAUUUGGUUGCUCGUUAGCCAAGCAUCGAAAAUCAACUACAUUGGAAGCAAAGGACAUACUUCUACAUCUUGAAAGAAACUGGAACAUGACUCUUCCUGGGUUUAGGGGAGAUGAAAUUAAGAGCUACAGAAAACCGUUUGCAAGCGACAUUCACAAAGAGCGACUUGCAGUGGUAAAAAAGUCAAUGGUGGGUGCUGAGACAGCAAGUACUAAGAGCUCCAGUGGGCAAGCUGCUGGAAAUGCCAAGGGUCAUCUGGGAAAGGCACCCAUGAAUGUUAUCAGUUCCCCAAACCCCAAGAUAGGUGAAGCUGCAUGAGCUGUUUAUUUCAAGUGCUGGAGGUAUGACGCUUAUUCAUCAAAGGUUAAAUUUUCAAAGAAGCAGCUAUCAUGGUAGAAUGGAACUAGAACUGCAAGUUCCAUUUUUCAUGGCUCCCAUGGUCGACCUGAACAUUUUUCCUUUUUUUAUUAUAUAUAUUUGGGGAGGUUAACAAGGAAACAAAGUUGAUUAGCAACUUCUGUAUGCUAUCCUUAGAUUUUGAUGCUACCAAUGGGAAAUGAUAUCGGAAAUGCUAGAACCCAAACGUUGCUUGACUCUGAGCUUCUUAACUUGGGGCGUUUACAAUUCCUUUUGAGUGGUGGCAGCAUUGGGUUCUUGAAAGUAUAUCUCCGGCUACAACAACCUUUUGAGCUGUUGUGAUACAAUCAGGGAUAUACGAUAUACCUCCCCAACAUAAUAUCCUAGGUCCGUCUCUGGAUACAAGGGUCAUUGCAUGCCUAUGCAAAUGAGGUUCCUAGUAGAUCCCAAUGCUUAUUUUUGUUUUUUUGUUUUUGGUGGCUGCUACUCUAAAAAUAUUUGACACCAAAAAGACGGUUACAUAAUAUAUAUAUAUGUAGAGAGAAAAUAUUGCUCAAUCUGUAUUUGAAUAUUCGAAUCUCGUGUAUUUAUCUCCGCAAUUGAAUGAUUUGAUCUGCAAAAGGUGUUGGUUUAUAUGGACAAGUCCAAUUCGCUUA